AUGAACAAAGUUUCAGCCGAAGUCAUUCGCUUGAUCAUCGCAAAGGUCGAGGAUUUCCGUGAUCUAAAAGCUCUCCGAUUUGUCUCGAAAUCUGUCUCAGUACCAGCCACCGAAGAGCUCUUCUCGUACUGCAGUCUGUAUCUUCAGGGUCUUCAUGCACAAGAGGGUGACGAUGGACGAGAAGACGUCGAGGAGGACAAUGGUGAAGAACAAGAAGGUGAAGUAAUCGGCGAGAUGGCCUCUACAAUAAAGUCUCGAUCAAAAACAGACAUGGAGGCACGAACCAACCUGGAAAAAGUCCUAAGCGUAUCGCAUCUCAAACAAGCCAUCUACACCAUCCGUUACAUAACAAAUCUCGAUCCUAAUUUAUCAAUGGAUGAAUAUAACGAGGAUUCGCAGCCCUUUAGCGCAUUCACCACCCCGAUGAGAAACCUCGUUGAAAACUCUGUUCCUAUUGGAAGGAAGAAGAUGGUAGGAAGCUUUAUUCUACUCGAGCACAAGAUAGCCAUGAAUAUCGCACUGCUAUUCUUACGAAGAAAGCUAUUCGCUGCUCUAAACAACCCAAAAUUUCCGACACCUGAUUUUACCACGUUGUCGCUGAAGAAUCUUCAAAAUGUCAAUGACCCGAUCUUGACCAAAUCAGAAAACUUCCUCGCAGUCUUGAACAGGAUCACGAAUCUACGUAUCAGAGUCGUUGUGGAAUACGAUGAAGCAUCUCCAGCAUCUUCAUGGGGCUUUGCUCCUAUGCAUGACUUCUUCACCCAAUUUCCUUCUACAUGGUUAGCACCUUGUACUCAAAACCUCACGUCGCUCACUCUCCAUUGCUGUGAGUUCUGGGGAUAUUUCCCCAGAUGUGACUGGAGGGAUGUACAUUUUCCGCAGCUCAAGAAGCUCGAAUUGGGAAAUUAUACCUUUUCCCAUGACUGGCAAUUAGACUGGAUUUUGUCGCAUGGAGAUACGUUAGAGGUAUUAGUACUCAACAAUUGUCCAAUCGUUUCAGCUAUUCGACAAUUUGGAGAUGCAAGUGAGGAGAAAUAUGUCAUGGAGCCUACAAAGGAUUCUGGCUCGGAAAAUGUUUGGUAUUAUCGAACAAAAUGGGCGGAUCAUUUUCGCAAGAUGCAAGACAGUAUUCUCAAGCUUCGCCUUCUUCAGAUUGGAACCGGAACAUGGCUACAUGGUAAAGGGUUCGACUGUGCGGAAAUGGAACUGGUGGAGGUAUCUGGCGUGCCCAAGGACCUCGGCUCGUAUUAUAAUUCGUACAAGCCGCCUCCUAAGUUUCCGUACACGUAUUUCAACAGAGGCCUCGGUCCAAGCCCAUGGGUGGGUACAGAGGAUUUCUCUAAAGAUAGUGAUGAUGAAGAGUCAACAGUGUCUGAGGACGGAGACGAAAAGGAUAUUAGCAUUUCUGUUAACAAUGAUCCGACAUUCGAGGCUGAGAGGGAUCAGUCUGGUUUUGAUGAAUUGAUGACAAGCAUAGGAAGUCGUCUUCAACAAUGA
Molecule: messenger RNA, 1497 nt
Organism: Sclerotinia borealis F-4128
Lineage: Eukaryota; Fungi; Ascomycota; Leotiomycetes; Helotiales; Sclerotiniaceae
Source: the annotation of a GenBank genome assembly